Messenger RNA from Mauremys mutica (yellowpond turtle), 1470 nucleotides. It is a transcript of the gene GTF2B, whose product is annotated as general transcription factor IIB. The record is from RefSeq and is a predicted model, not a curated record. Gene Ontology annotation, biological process: transcription preinitiation complex assembly; transcription initiation at RNA polymerase II promoter. Gene Ontology annotation, molecular function: TBP-class protein binding; RNA polymerase II general transcription initiation factor activity. The transcript has 7 exons. Lineage: Eukaryota; Metazoa; Chordata; Testudines; Geoemydidae. The coding region runs from base 184 to 1134 and encodes 316 amino acids. Gene Ontology annotation, cellular component: nucleus; transcription preinitiation complex.
AGUUCAAGCAGCUGAACGCGAACCCUUUCGUUUUGUCCCUUAGCGCGGCCCGUACUGACGGCCUGGCAGAGCCCCGCCCCCAGUGGCGGAGGAUAUAUAAGGGAGUGCGCUGCGUACUGCUCCUGACCCGGCCCUGUGCAGAGACAGCACAGCCUGGGACAAGGAAGGAAGGAAGGAGCGAAGAUGGCGUCUACCAGCCGUUUGGAUGUGCUUCCCAGAGUGACAUGUCCAAACCAUCCAGAUUCCAUUUUAGUGGAGGAUUACAGAGCUGGAGACAUGAUCUGUCCUGAAUGUGGACUAGUAGUGGGUGACCGGGUCAUAGAUGUAGGGUCAGAGUGGAGAACUUUCAGCAAUGAUAAAGCAACAAAAGACCCAUCUCGAGUUGGAGACACCCAGAAUCCUCUCUUGAGUGAUGGGGAUUUGACUACAAUGAUUGGCAAGGGCACAGGUGCAGCAAGUUUUGAUGAAUUUGGAAAUUCAAAGUACCAGAAUCGCAGGACUAUGAGCAGCUCUGAUCGAGCAAUGAUGAAUGCUUUUAGAGAAAUUACUAACAUGGCAGACAGAAUCAACCUUCCCAGAAAUAUAGUUGAUCGAACAAAUAAUUUAUUCAAGCAAGUGUAUGAGCAGAAGAGCCUGAAGGGGAGAAGUAAUGAUGCCAUUGCUUCUGCUUGUCUCUAUAUAGCCUGUAGACAAGAGGGUGUUCCCAGAACAUUUAAAGAAAUAUGUGCAGUGUCCAGGAUUUCAAAAAAAGAAAUAGGUCGGUGUUUUAAGCUUAUUUUGAAGGCUCUGGAAACCAGUGUGGAUUUGAUCACAACUGGUGAUUUUAUGUCAAGAUUUUGUUCAAAUCUGGGUCUUCCUAAACAAGUACAGAUGGCAGCGACACACAUAGCCCGUAAAGCUGUGGAGUUAGACUUGGUUCCUGGGAGGAGUCCGAUCUCUGUAGCAGCUGCAGCUAUUUAUAUGGCAUCACAAGCCUCAGCAGAGAAAAGGACCCAGAAAGAAAUAGGAGAUAUUGCUGGUGUUGCUGAUGUUACAAUCCGACAGUCUUAUAGACUUAUCUAUCCACGAGCUCCAGAUCUCUUCCCAGCAGACUUCAAAUUUGACACCCCUGUGGACAAACUACCGCAGCUGUAAAAUUGCUAAGGUUACAUUUAAUUUCUAAAGAACAUUUGAUUUUUUUGCCUAUAAUAAAGAAUGUGUAUAUAAAAGUGUUGCUACUGAGCCUUCAUAUUGUGGAACUGGAGGAGGAUAUGCAAAUCAAACUGCUGGAACACAGCACACAUUCCAAGGGUAAACAAAAUAAUUGUGUGGCAUUUUGUAUGUAUAUAUUAGUGGAAGUAAAUAUUUAAUGACUGUUGGAACAAGUUAAAUUUCAUAUUAUACUUUAGAUUUCUUUUGUAGGGAAUCUAGUAAAAUGUAUUUUGGAAAACAAUUGAAAUUAUGUAAUUCCCAAAUAAACUUUUCCAAAAC